CUCUCUCUCUCUCUCCUAAGUUCCCCUCCCUUUCUCUCUCCUAAGUCCAGGCCUAACAUCAAGCAGGUGUUGCGGUAAUGGCUGUUUCUGAGGAAAAUGGAGUUCAUGCAACAGACACUCACUAUAAUAAGGGUGGCGCUGAGUUUGGAGGAAAGAAAGAGAGAGAAAGUGAAAUGUACACAAGAGAUGGCUCUGUUGAUAGGCAUGGAAGGCCAGCCAUAAAGGCCACAACUGGGGGUUGGAACGCUGCAAUUCUCAUAUUGGUGAACCAAGGGUUGGCAACGCUGGCUUUCUUUGGAGUUGGAGUGAACUUGGUGCUGUUUUUGACACGAGUCUUGAAGCAAAGCAAUGCGGAGGCAGCCAACAACGUAAGCAAGUGGACAGGGACUGUUUACAUAUUUUCAUUGGUUGGAGCCUUUCUAAGUGAUUCUUAUUGGGGGAGGUACAAAACAUGCGCCGUUUUCCAGCUUAUUUUUGUCCUUGGACUGGUGAUGCUAUCUAUAAUCUCUUAUCUUUUCCUUCUCCAUCCUUCUGGUUGUGGACAUGUGGGUUCCCCAUGUAAGACCCCUUCAAGCAUAAUAAUUGGGGUAUUUUACCUCUCAAUUUAUCUAAUUGCCUUAGGUAAUGGAGGAUACCAGCCCUCCAUAGCCACAUUUGGGGCAGACCAAUUUGAUGAGGAGGACCCACAAGAAGGGCAUGCAAAAGUGGCCUUCUUUAGCUAUUUCUACUUGGCAUUGAACCUUGGAUCUCUCUUUUCCAACACCAUUUUGGGAUAUUUUGAAGAUGAAGGGAAAUGGGCUUUAGGGUUUUGGAUGUCUAGUGGGUCAGCCUUCAUUGCCUUAGUAUUGUUCAUAGGUGGGACCCCAUGGUAUAGGCAUUUUGCCCCUGGUGGAAACCCUUUGUCUAGGUUCUCUCAAGUAAUGAUUGCUUCCUUCAAGAAAUGGAGGGUCGAGGCCCCAUCUCGUGAUUCGGAGCUCUUUGAAGUAAAUGGCAAGGAGUCAACUAUAAGCGGCAGUAGAAAGAUCCUUCACACCCACGAGUUCAAGUUUUUGGACAAAGCGGCCACCGUAACCAAGAAAGAUUUCACAGAAGAUCGAUCCACUCGUGAUCCAUGGUUCUUGUGCACCGUAACACAAGUAGAAGAGGUAAAAUGCAUUCUAAGACUACUUCCCAUUUGGCUUUGCACCAUUAUCUACUCGGUGGUCUUCACCCAAAUGGCCUCCCUCUUCGUAGAACAAGGAGCAGCCAUGAAAACUGACAUCAUUGGCUUCCACAUCCCUCCCGCAAGCAUGUCCAUGUUUGAUAUACUGAGCGUUGCAGCUUUCAUUCUCUUUUAUAGAAGGUUUCUCAUCCCUUGUCUCCAUAAGAUCAUAAAGAACUCUAAAGGGAUCACUGAGCUUCAAAGGAUGGGAGUUGGAUUGAUCAUCGCAAUUAUCGCUAUGAUAUCAGCUGGAACCGUUGAGGUAAUGAGGCUUAAAUAUGCCACAGAGGUUGACAAACCAAGUUCUUUAAGUAUACUAUGGCAAAUUCCUCAAUAUGUACUAAUCGGGGCCUCAGAGGUAUUCAUGUAUGUUGGGCAACUAGAGUUUUUCAAUGGCCAAACCCCAGAUGGACUAAAGAGCUUUGGUAGUGCACUUUGCAUGACUUCAAUUUCUUUUGGGAACUAUGUUAGCAGCUUGUUAGUCAGCAUUGUUAUGGACAUCACUAGGAAGGACCAUGAGGCCGGUUGGAUACCAGGAAACCUCAACAAGGGCCACAUGGAUAGGUUUUACUUCCUCUUAGCAAUUUUAACGGCUGUUGAUUUCGUUCUUUACGUGAUAUGCGCCAAGGGUUACCGCCCAAUUUCGCUCGAGAUCAGAGAUGAAGAUGAGGAAGAUAUUGAGAUGCACCGGGUAGUCUAGACCAUCCUCAAACUUGGCAUAACUUUAAGUAAUUAUGUUACAAAUGUAAGAAUGAUGCAAGGUUUGUACUUGCCAUUCAAAUUAGGCAUGAUAUGCCUUAAUUUAGUUGUUACCUCAGGGUGCUACUGUUUUCAUGGUUCCUUUGGACUGGUGCAUGUACAGAAGAAGAAUGUAGUGAUGUCACAACCAAGGGUAACAUUUGGAUUCCCACCCAAAUUUGUGAAGUGGGUUACCCUCAUAUUAUUGUAUUCCUAUAUUAAAAUAACAUGGAAUAAUAACUUUCCUUUGAUC
This is a messenger RNA of Amborella trichopoda, 2192 nucleotides long. It is a transcript of the gene NRT1.5, whose product is annotated as nitrate transporter 1.5. The record is from RefSeq and is a predicted model, not a curated record. Lineage: Eukaryota; Viridiplantae; Streptophyta; Magnoliopsida; Amborellales; Amborellaceae. Gene Ontology annotation, biological process: transmembrane transport. Gene Ontology annotation, molecular function: transmembrane transporter activity. Gene Ontology annotation, cellular component: membrane.